Messenger RNA from Rotaria sp. Silwood1, 1845 nucleotides. The record is from the annotation of a GenBank genome assembly. NCBI's taxonomy places the organism in Eukaryota, Metazoa, Rotifera, Eurotatoria, Philodinida, Philodinidae.
AUGCGUUCGAUUCUAAUACUAGCUUGCACUUGUUUAUUCGCAUUUGCUUUUGAUGAAUUCGUAAUGCCGGAUGGAGAUGGUACUGUAUUGUCAGGUCCAAAUGUUGUUUUUGAUUUAAGCAAAGAUAAUUUUACACAAUUUAUUCAACAACAUCCAGUAGUAGUUGCUGAAUUUUAUGCGCCAUGGUGUCAUCAUUGUAAACAAUUAGUACCACAUUAUGAAGAAGCUGCACGUUUAAUGAAAGAUGCUGAAAAUCCUGUUAUGUUUGCUAAAAUUGAUGCUACAGUUGAACAAACAUUAGCACAAGAUUAUUCUAUUGAAGGUUAUCCAACAUUAAAAAUCUUUCAUAAAAAUAGUCCAAAACCAAUCGAUUAUGAUGGUCCUCGUCAACCAGGUUCAGCUAUAGCUGAUUAUAUGAAAGAUUUUGCUAAUCCAAAUUGGACACCACCACCAUCAGAUGUUGCUAUUCUUACAAAUGAAAAUUUUACAAAAUUUAUUUUAAAUGAAGAAUUAACAUUAGUUGAAUUUUAUGCUCCAUGGUGUGGUCAUUGUAAAAGACUUGAACCUAAAUUUGAAAAAGCAGCUACAUUAUUAAAAAAAGAUACAAACAUUCGUUUAGCUAAAGUUGAUGCUACAGUUGAAGGUGAAUUAGCUGCUACACAUAAUAUCACUGGAUAUCCAUCAUUAUUUGUUUAUCGUAAAGGUGGUAAACGAAUAGUAUAUGAAGGUGAACAAACUGAACAUGGUAUUGUUUCAUCUAUGAAAGAAUUUUUAUCAUUACCAAGUCGUGAAAUACGAAAUAUAAAUGAUUAUAAAAAUUUAUUUGUAAAAAAUGAUCAACCAAUUAUAAUAGGUAUUUUUAAUAAUGAACAAGAUCAUUUAUAUCAAUUAUUUAUUGAUUAUGCAUAUAAAAAACGAAAAAUUUUUCAAUUUGGACAUACAUUUGAAAAAUUAUCAACAUUAAAUGAUGUACAAACACCAGCUAUAGUUCUUCAACAUCAUCCUGAUGUUCGAUCAAAAUAUGAAAAUGAGAAAUUUAUUUUCAAUAAGGAGAAUGCACUUGAAAAUGAUAUUGAACAAUUUAUUGAACAACAUAAAAUACCAUUAGUUGGUAUACUAACACAAGAAAAUCAACGUAAUAUUUAUUUAUCUCGACGUCCAAUAUGUAUUGUUAUAUAUGAUCUUGAUUUUUCAUUUGAUUAUCGUGAACGAACACAAUAUUGGCGAAAUAAAAUACUUAAAGUUGCUAAUAAUUAUAAAGAUAAAUAUACAUUUGCUAUAGCUGAUGAAGAAAAACUGUCAUCAUUAUUAAAAGAAUUUGGUCUUGAAGAAUCAGGUGAAGAUGUUAAUGUUGGUUGUUAUGAUUUACAAGGUUUAAAAUAUCGUAUGGAAGAUAAUGAUGAAUUUACAUCUGAAUCAUUUGAAGAUUUUGUUAAUCGAUUAGAUAAAAAAAAAAUUAAGCCCUAUUUUAAAUCUCAACCACUACCAAAACAAUCAAUUAUCAAUGGAAUACAUAUUCUUGUUGGAAAAAAUUUUGAUAAAAUUGUUAAAGAUAAUACAAAGAAUGUUGUAGUCUUUUUUUAUGCACCAUGGUGUGGACAUUGUAAUGAAUUUAAACCAACGUAUAGCAAACUUGCUGAACGUCUUGCCGGUCAAUCGAAUAUUAUUUUAACUCAAAUGGAUGCUACACUUAAUGAUAUUCCACAAGGUUUUGAUGUCACCGGUUUUCCAACAAUAUAUAUUGUACCAACAAAUAAUAAACCGGUGAAAUAUGAUGGAAAUCGUGAUAUAAAUGAUUUAGUUAAUUUUAUUGAGAAAAAUAUUGGAUUAAAACGUGAACUUUAA